This is a messenger RNA of Macrobrachium nipponense, 2658 nucleotides long. RefSeq lists its product as uncharacterized. Bases 75 to 878 code for a protein of 267 amino acids. The record is from RefSeq and is a predicted model, not a curated record. The transcript has 6 exons. Lineage: Eukaryota; Metazoa; Arthropoda; Malacostraca; Decapoda; Palaemonidae.
AGGUUGGAUAAGGUCACGUACCUGGAAGGUCUUGGCACGGCUGAUCUUUGCCUCCGGAGGAGCUCUACUGCGGCAUGCUGUUGAUCAUCUUCCUUUUAUGCCUUCAGCCCGGCCUGUGCCUCCAGAUCACGGGAAUCGGAGUGCCAAGCACAGCCUUCAGCGGUGACAAAGUCCGCCUGACCUGUUCAUUCGACCUACAUGGUGACGAACUCUAUUCGCUGACCUGGUGGAAGGACGAGAAGAUGUUCUUCAAUUUUGUCCCGAAGAACGCUCGACCCAAGAAUGUCUACCAAACACCGGGCAUCACUGUAGACGAACAAAGAUCAAAUCUGCACGAAGUCAUCCUUUCACGCGUUGACCAUCGAGCAUCUGGUAAGCUGAAGUGCGAGGUAUUAGCCGAGAGUUUCGAACAAGACACCAUGGUUAAGAAUAUGACAGUAAUAGAUCUGCCCACCAGAGGCCCCACCAUCAUUGGCUUCCGCGGCAACUACCAAGUCGGUGACCUGCUGCUUCUCAACUGCUCCUGCCCACCGUCGUACCCGACCACAACGCUGUCCUGGCAUAUCAAUGGCAAUCUGGCAUCUAGAGAGACUGUCAUCGUAUUUCCUGGCGAGAGUGAUAGCAUGGGACGCAAAGCCUCCCUGUCAGGCCUUCAAAUGUGGUUACGUUCAGAACAUUUUACAGGAGGCCAAGGCCUUCUCCUGCGCUGUACAGCCUCUAUACUGGAUUUGUACAGGAAGUCUACAGACGUUCUCAUCACCGAUUCAAACUACAUAGCAAGUUCGCCGAGAGAAGGAGCCUCUACGGGAGGGAGCGGUUCUUAUUUCGCCACUUCUGCAUUGAUACUAACGAUGGCCCUGACAGCGUUGGUUACGUGAGGAUGGCAUCUACGAGCUUGACCAAUUCUUCUUCGUCUUCGUCUUUGUCUGCGUCUUCUUCCUCUCCGCCUAUUUAUCCUCCUUCCUCCACCGUCAUCAUCCAUGUAAAAUAGAACAUAGAGAGCAUUUAGAGUCAAGGUGUUCCUUUUCUAACACUUUUUUUGUCAUAAUUAAUGUCAUUAAUACGACUGCUUCUUAAAGCGUCUGAAGGCGCAAUCACCAGAUCCCAUCGCGUAAGUGUUCUUUCAACAGAUUCUUGUUACUCUGCUUAUUUUGUAAAUGAAUGACACUUAGACGUCGAGGACAUUUUAUAAACACUGGAAUGAUCGAGUGAGUGACAAAGUAAGCAUGUGAGAAUAUCACUAUUUUUUCCUCGCCCUGCACGAAUGGCGCUUUCUUUUUUGCUGCGAAACAAAUGUGCGAUCGAUUUAGAUGGAACGAAACAAGUGCAGGUAUGGACGGCGAAUGGCUGGUUAGUCUAGGGUCUCUGCACUUCAGCACCAAAGGAUUAUUAUAUCUCGGUGAUUGGAUGUCUUUUCCAGAGAGUUUCAAAUUUGUUUAUUUAUUUACUAUUUUUUGUUUAAUGAAACAUCACUGGAGAACUAACCUGUUGCAUUGUUUUAUUUGGUAUUUAUCUACUGAUUGUAAAAAUAUUGGCGUAUACUGUGGAAUUAAAUCAUGAUGGUAAUAGUAGCAGUAAAAACAACAACAGAAGACGAGAAUCUCAGUAUUAGUAAAAAGAAAAAAAUGAAUAGGAAUGUGACGAUUGCUUCUCUGUAUUCACUAAUUUAACAUCAGGUCACUUCUUAAAUUACUUGCAAGACUCUAAUUUUCAAAAUUUUACUGAAGCAAAGAGAGUAAACAAGUUAUUCAUGUUUAGGUAACGGUAAAAAAGAAAUAUACUUUUAAGACAUGGUAUAUUUCUGAGUAGACAUUUGAGUGUUAGACACAUAGAAAUCUUAGCUGAUUUAAGUCUUCUAAGCGUGCUCAUCCAUAAUCCAUAUGCAAAAUGGUAUUGGUGAUUUGUUACCAGAAGUUAAUCAUUUAUAUAAUUUCGAAUAGGGUUAAAUAACAAUGGUCCAGUAGUAAGUGAGAUUCAGGAAAGAUUUAAUAUAAUAAAAUAGUGUAUGGAUACGUUCAAGACAGUGACGAAGAAUUUUGGCACUGGAAUGGCGAGCGUGAGGUUCGGUCAUUCAAUCCUUCAAAGAUGAAUCUUUUGUCUUCUUUUUCUUCUUCUUCUUCUUCUACUUCUUCUUCUUCUAUAUUCCUGCUUUCCAUCUCACUUAGAGGCAAAUCGCCAUUUGGUAAUGGAACUAGUAGCUGAUGAGGGCUUCGGGUCAUUAUUUUUCAUCCUCACAAUAGAUACCUUACUAUGACUUACCGAAGCUUCAUCAAUCGGGAGAACUGUUCUUCAGAGAGGAUACCUGACACUUUUCAGAUUGCCUGGUAUGUCUUUUAAACAAAGUAGGAAACAUGAAAUGCAUAACAAACAUGUUUAUUCUGUUUAAGCGUAUUGGCUGAAUGUGUUCACGGUACAGUGAAAUACUUCCUAGUUUCCACUUACGAAAUUUAGGGUCGUCAUAAUAAUUUUCGAGGGUGUGUUUUUCUGGUAAUAAUCUAGACACAUCUUACAGACUUGCAUCUGAGGCCAAAAGUUAAACUUGCACAACCUUCUAAUGUUUUUCAGUUCUUACAAAGACGAUAGUUCUUUGCCUUCUUUUACCACAUCAUAUGUAGUACGCAUGUUUGUAAUGCAUUUAUGAAAACAUUAUUGCAUGAA